AUGAAGGGAUUCUUCUAUACCCUCGCCACAUUGGCCUGCCUUUUGAUCCUCGUUGCAGCAUGGAGCAAAGAAGAUCAGGAAAUCUUUCGUCUGCAGAACGAAGUCGCUACCCAUGAGGGCACCGAAGUUACAUUUUACGAUCUUUUCGACAUUAAAUCAUCUGCCAAUCAAGAGGAAAUAAGAGCUGCCUACAAAAAGAAAUCUCGUACCCUACAUCCGGACAAAGUCAAAGCUCAAUUCAUCGCCGAUAAAUCUACAGGAAACAACGAAAAGUCCAAGUCAGGAAAGGACAAGAAGCCGGAUGUCAAUGUUUCGAAGGGCCCUUCGCAGGCAGCUAUCAAGGCACAUCAUCAAGCUGCUAGCGAUCGAUUCACACGGCUGGGUUUGAUAAACAAAAUUCUCUUGGGGGAGGGUCGCGCACGUUACGAUCAUUUCUUGAAGAAUGGAUUCCCAAAGUGGAAGGGCACUGGAUAUUACUAUGCCCGAUUCCGUCCCGGUUUUGGAUCUGUGCUCGUGGGCCUCUUCGUUUUCAUUGGAGGUGGUGGGCAUUAUCUCGCCCUCUAUUUGAGCUGGAGAAGACAGCGCGAGUUCGUGGAAAGAUAUAUUACAUUCGCAAGAAAUUCUGCAUGGGGUGGAAAUUCCAACCUUAAUGUGCCUGGCCUUGAUGGAACCUCUACACCUGGAACAGACACCGAUGCAGAUGCCGAUCCUACGGACAAGCCAAUGAACCGAAAACAGAGACGCAUGCAGGAGAAGGAUACCAAGAAAGACAAAACUGAAAAGAAGGUCAAGAAGGUCAAGGCUUCUGCACCUGGAACUCCAAAAUCUGUUAUUGGACCAAAGAAGAGAGUCGUUGCCGCAAAUGGCAAAGUGCUCAUUGUUGAUUCUGCCAGUAACGUAUACUUGGAGCAAGCUGAUGAGGAUGGUAAAAUGAAAGAAUUCUUGCUCGAUCUCGACGGGUUUCCUGCUCCUGCUAUGAGAGACACCGCACUUUUCCGCCUGCCAAUCUUCGCUUUCAACAAAACUUUCGGUCGAUUUUUGAAUAAAACUCCAGACGAAGAAGAAUAUGAGGAGGUAGAAGAUUCCAGCAGCUCCGGUGCUGAUGAUUUCGAAGUUCUUGAGAAAGUCAAGACCACUGCAACUAACGGCAAUGGAAAAGGAACAAGAAGGAACAAGAAAAAUGGUAGAUGA
Sclerotinia borealis F-4128 is the source of this 1191-nucleotide messenger RNA. NCBI's taxonomy places the organism in Eukaryota, Fungi, Ascomycota, Leotiomycetes, Helotiales, Sclerotiniaceae. The record is from the annotation of a GenBank genome assembly.